Bipolaris maydis ATCC 48331 is the source of this 819-nucleotide messenger RNA. RefSeq lists its product as uncharacterized. The record is from RefSeq and is a predicted model, not a curated record. Lineage: Eukaryota; Fungi; Ascomycota; Dothideomycetes; Pleosporales; Pleosporaceae.
AUGUCACGCAACCUGCCACCGCUUCGUCCAAGACGUCCAACAGAUGGCACCAUUUCUGAGCCACUGCGAUCACCGUUCCGUACACCACCACCCUGUGACUUACGAAAUGCAACAGCCACGGUCACUUCCCCUACUAGAUAUGCAUCAGAAUUAUGCACCCCUCUACCCGUGAUCAAGGAGGAGGCGACUGAAAAAAGUUCAAUGUUUGUUCAGCAACCAGAAAAUCCGCAUAACCCUGCUUUCCAACAGCGGCCAAGGCCGGUCCGGGAAGCCAACAUGAACCACGGUGUCAACAAUGCAACGAUCUGGCCGUCGGAGAUACAUAGCCAAAGCAGUACAAUGUGGCUUCUUCCACCUCAUUCAGACCAAUCAUCUGCUAUAACGUCACUUUUGCGCACAGAGAUACAAAGCCAUAGUAUCACGCGCGAGAUGCUCCAUGCAACAGAGAAGCGACGGCUUGAAGCCGUCCAGCGAGGCAAUAAAUUGCUACAAGACACUCAUGGCUGGGCUGCUGCAUACAACAAUCUUACCAUGGCUCUUGGAAAAUGCUAUGAGGAAUAUUCACGGGUAUUGGGAGAGAAUACCGAGAUGAAAUUGAAGUUGGAGCAGUCAAGGGAGUCCCAAGCGCAUGUAGAUGCUAUGGACGAAAAUCAAAUCCAGAACUUUGGGCACGACUCUAUUACACAAGAAGCCACCCAAAGUUUAGAAGAGGAGCUCUAUGGAAUAGAUAUGUAUGCCUCUGGAGAAGAGUUUGAGAUGAGCGAUGCAAUGAAUGCGCAUGAGUUAGAGGAGUCUGAUCCGUAUUCGCCCGAAGUUUGA